Blumeria graminis f. sp. triticale is the source of this 504-nucleotide messenger RNA. The record is from the annotation of a GenBank genome assembly. NCBI's taxonomy places the organism in Eukaryota, Fungi, Ascomycota, Leotiomycetes, Helotiales, Erysiphaceae.
AUGAAUUGUCAGAAAAUAUUCCUCAAAAAUGGUGCUUUCAAAUAUAUAACAGAUUAUUUUAAACUUCAUAAUCAUCAUCAUCUCAUCAAUUUAUAUUUAAAAUUCUUCGACUACUUUAGAAAGAUAUUCGAAAUGAGAUCUGCUAAUCUUGCUUCAUUGUCCUUAUUUUUUGGCUUUUUGAUUCUGGAAAGUGCUGCAGACUAUGUAUGCUCGGGUGGAACUCGAAUACCAGAUAAUGAUGUCGAGGCAAGAGCAAAUCAGAUUUACUCCCGAGGAGUAUCCCUCAACGCUAGUCGGACUCCUGGUCAAGAUCGAGUAGAAGAUAUCGAGUUUGAUGGUGAUGCAGAUAGUGGAGAUUUGGCUUUUACAGGCGACUUUUAUCCUCAAAUAACAUCUUCUGGAACAUAUAAAAUUACGGUCGAUUAUCCAUCAAAAAAGAUAUUACUUUUAGAGACUACCGUAUUUGUGGGUGGAAACAUUGUAGUAAAUUGUAAAAAACAUUAA